Molecule: messenger RNA, 2036 nt
Organism: Chiloscyllium plagiosum (whitespotted bambooshark)
Lineage: Eukaryota; Metazoa; Chordata; Chondrichthyes; Orectolobiformes; Hemiscylliidae
Biological process (GO): circadian regulation of gene expression; negative regulation of DNA-templated transcription
Cellular component (GO): nucleus
Molecular function (GO): RNA polymerase II cis-regulatory region sequence-specific DNA binding
Source: RefSeq, a predicted model, not a curated record
AACCUCUAUAAGGUCACCCAUCAACCUCCCACGCUCUAGUGAAAGAAAAACUCCGAGGCAAUUCACCCUCGAACCCUGCAACACGCUGAAUAGGCUGCACACAUGUACAGAUACAGACAUAGACAGAUACAGGUCUCCCCUCCCUCGGGAGCGGGGGAGGGGUGAAGAAAGGGGUGGUGUCUGCUGCCUCCAAGCAGCCUGUCUGAUUGGCUGGAUUCGCAGCAGCCAAUCAGGCAGCAGCCAAUCAGACGGCCUCUGGCAGGGCACAGGGGGGAUCCACGUGCUCUGGUCGAAUUGCUACAUGCAGCCAUACACGUGUGUGGUAACAUUGGUCAGUUUCCCCAGGAUCAGACAGCGAGCGGAGGAGCCAAGCUAAAGGAGUGGGAUAGCCUCAGAGACAGGGGGUAAAGAAACACACAGCAACUGAAAUCAGAGAAUGGAUUCAACCGGAAGUAAAGCUUCUCGAGAAUCCAUUGAGGGGUUCAGCAGCGAGGAAGACGGGGACUGCGACGUCUUCCUUUCCGACAGUGACUCUGACAGAGCCUCCAAGGAUGUUGCCCCCUGCAGGGCCAGGCCAAUGGGGUUCCCUCUCCAUGAUCAGUCUGCCUUUGUUGGCGUGGGCACGGCCUCUGCCAGCAAGGUAACCUCGCCCGGGCCUCAAGCCUUCAUCCCUCACCCCAUGUCGGCCUCCCACCUCAAGAAGCCACGGGAGAAUAUCUAUUUUGCCUCGGCCCCUGUGUGGCCGUGCCCGUCUCUGCCGGGUACCGCUAUUCUGGACCGAGCAUGGAAGCUCUCCCUCGAUGGUGUUAGUCAGUACCCCCAGAAGUUCCUAAGCAGGGCUCUGAAGCGGAGAAGGGAAUGGGAUGUGUCCAAGCAGCAGGGGACUACCCUGAGUGAAAAGAUGCCUCGAGUCAAGACAAGAGGAGACCUACUUUUUGCGCAGAAGUGUAAGGAACUCCAGGUGUUUAUCCGGCCACUGACUAUCCUUCUUGAUGGACUAAAGACCGGACGGUACAACAAAGGUCUCACCAGUUUUCAGCAGAGCGUUGCUAUGGACCGGAUCCAGAGGAUCAUAGGUGUUCUGCAGAAGCCAGGAAUGGGGGAGCGUUACUUAGGCACACUGCUUCAAGUGGAAAUGAUGCUGAAGGUUUGGUUCCCUCAUGUCACCAUGGCAACGCCAGGCACUGAAGGCUCUGGGCCUACAGGAAGUGGAUGCAAUGCAAGAAAGCAGUUUCGGACCGGGUCAUCGGAGACCAGUUCCUCGUGGGAGUCGCUUUCUCCUUCCUCGUCCCGAAGACAAUCGUUCAGUGACAGUGGCCCCCAGGAUCAAGCGGGUACCUCAUCGUCAUCCGGGAGCUGGGAGGAGAGGCCUGAGCUCCGGGAAGGUCCAGCAGAAGGGGUCGCUUCUUAUGGUGACCCAGGAGGACUGUCUGACCGCUCCCAAAACCUGCAGUGUCUCACUUUGGUCAUGCAGGACAGCCCAGAACUCCCCUCCUCCACCCGCUCUGGCACUCUCUGGCCGGUCCAGGGGGCCUGGGCUUCCACCGUCAGGACCCCAGCCUGCCAGAGGCGUCCAGGCAGGAGCAGCAGUGCACCCCCAUGCCUCCCCGCCAACCAUAGCAGUGCCACAUCCUUGCCCCUUGUCUUGUCGUGCGAUUCCAUCGUGCUGUUGGAUCUGUCAGAGGCUUACGUGCGAUGGAGCCAGAAGUAGGUCCAAGUUCAGCCAGCUCAGGCCUCCUCCCAAGGACUUUUUAAGAGAGGAAUAUCUCAAAGACUUGCAUUUUUAUAGUACUUUUUUGCCACCUCAGGAUGUCCCAGUCAAUGAAGUCUGUGUAAUCACUGUAGAAAAAGCAACCAAAUUACAUGCAGCAAGCUCCCAUGUAACAAUGGAGACUUGUGUUGGAUUUGAUGUUUGUUGAAGCAUUAAUAUCAGACACUACAGAGAAGUCCUUUCCCAUAGUCUUCCUCAAGGAUAUUUUAUGGCCACUCGAGAUGGUGGAUGGAGCCAUAGUUUAUUGGUGUUCCGCCAGCACUGA